This is a messenger RNA of Leptonychotes weddellii (Weddell seal), 3133 nucleotides long. Lineage: Eukaryota; Metazoa; Chordata; Mammalia; Carnivora; Phocidae. The record is from RefSeq and is a predicted model, not a curated record.
CCUCGCCCUCUGCACUGCAGGCCAUCUCCCCGCUGCACGCCUCCCGCCGCCACCUCCGCCAAUUACCGAAUCUGCAGGCUGACUGCCCUGUCUCCUUGUCACGUCUCUGCAGAUCAGUCCCUUACCCCUCCGGUUAGCCCGGUGUGAAAAUUGCUGGAUAACGGAAGUCAAUCCAGCCAUGGCGACUCCCUCUGCUGCCUUUGAGGCCCUUAUGAAUGGAGUGACAAGCUGGGAUGUCCCCGAAGAUGCCAUCCCAUGUGAACUGCUUCUAAUUGGAGAGGCCUCCUUCCCAGUGAUGGUGAAUGACAUGGGCCAGGUCCUCAUUGCUGCCUCCUCCUAUGGCCGAGGCCGCCUGGUGGUGGUGUCCCAUGAGGACUACUUGGUAGAAGCCCAGCUCGCUCCCUUUCUCCUCAAUGCAGUAGGUUGGCUCUGUUCUUCCCCAGGGGCUCCCAUUGGUGUACACCCAUCCCUGGGACCCCUGGCCAAAAUCCUUGAGGGUUCUGGGGUGGAGGCGAAGAUUGAGCCAGAAGUGAAAGACUCCCUGGGGGUUUACUGCAUUGAUGCCUACAAUGAAACCAUGACGGAAAAGUUGGUCAAGUUUAUGAAACGUGGAGGGGGUUUGCUUAUUGGAGGCCAGGCCUGGGACUGGGCUAACCAGGGCGAUGAUGAAAGGGUGCUUUUCACGUUCCCUGGCAACCUCGUGACCAGUGUGGCCGGCGUGUACUUCACCGACAACAAAGGGGACACAAGUUUCUUCAAAGUCUCCAAGAAGAUGCCCAAGAUUCCAGUCUUAGUUAGCUGUGAAGAUGACCUCUCCGAGGACAGAGAGGAGCUCCUGCACGGGAUUUCAGAGCUGGACAUCAGCAACUCGGAUUGCUUCCCCUCCCAGCUGCUAGUGCACGGGGCUCUAGCCUUUCCCCUGGGGUUAGAUUCCUACCAUGGCUGUGUCAUAGCAGCAGCCCGCUAUGGCCGGGGCCGGGUGGUCGUGACCGGCCACAAGGUAUUAUUCACCGUGAGCAAACUCGGCCCCUUUCUGCUCAAUGCCGUGCGCUGGCUGGACGGGGGCCGCCGAGGCAAGAUCGUGGUGCAGACAGAACUGAGGACACUGAGCGGCCUGCUCGCGGUGGGGGGCAUAGACACCAGCAUUGAGCCCCAUCUGACCAGUGAUGCGAGUGUCUACUGCUUUGAACCCGUGAGUGAUGUGGGGGUCAAAGAGCUGCAGGAGUUUGUAGCCGAGGGCGGGGGGCUGUUUGUUGGUGCCCAAGCCUGGUGGUGGGCCUUCAAGAACCCUGGAGUGUCCCCUUUGGCUCGGUUCCCAGGAAACCUCCUCCUCAACCCCUUUGGCAUCAGCAUCACAAGCCAAAGCCUCAAUCCAGGGCCCUUCCGUACGCCUAAAGCAGGGAUAAGGACCUAUCACUUCCGCUCCACUCUGGCCGAGUUCCAAGUUAUAAUGGGCAGGAAGAGAGGGAACGUGGAAAAGGGCUGGUUGGCCAAGCUGGGGCCGGACGGUGCAGCUUUCCUCCAGAUCCCCGCUGAAGAGAUCCCUGCCUACAUGUCUGUGCAUCGGCUCCUGAGGAAGCUGCUGAGUCGCUAUCGGCUCCCAGUUGCAACCCGAGAGAACCCCGUUAUCAAUGACUGCUGCAGGGGUGCUAUGCUUUCCCUGGCCACUGGCCUGGCCCACUCUGGAAGUGACCUCUCUCUGUUAGUGCCAGAAAUCGAAGACAUGUACAGCAGCCCCUAUCUGCGCCCCUUGGAGUCUCCUAUCACUGUUGAGGUCAACUGCAACAAUCCAGGCACCAGAUAUUGCUGGAUGAGCACUGGGCUCUACAUUCCUGGAAGGCAGAUUAUAGAGGUCUCACUGCCUGAAGCUGCUGCCUCUGCUGAUCUGAAGGUACAGAUUGGCUGCCACACUGAUAACUUGGCCAAGGCCAGCAAGCUGUCUCGAGCCCCUGUGGUGACUCGUCAGUGCUGUAUGGACAGGACCAUACUACCCAUCUCCUGCCUCUGGGGUGGCCUUCUCUAUGUCAUCGUGCCAAAGGGCAGCAAACUGGGCCCCAUAUCUGUCACCAUCAAGAGGGCUGUGCCUGCCCCGUACUACAAGCUGGGUAAGACAUCUCUGGAGGACUGGAAGAACUGUAUCCAGGAGAGCCCGGCUCCCUGGGGAGAGCUGGCAACAGACAAUAUCAUCUUGACGGUGCCGACUGCAAACCUGCGAGCCCUGGAGGACCCCGAGCCGGUGCUCUGCCUCUGGGAUGAGAUGAUGCAUGCGAUAGCCCAGCUAGCAGCCCGGCCUUUCCCUUUCUGCUGUCCUGAGAGGAUUGUUGCUGAUGUGCAGAUCUCAGCUGGCUGGAUGCACUCAGGAUACCCCAUCAUGUGCCACCUGGAGUCGGUGCAAGAGCUCAUCAGUGAGGCAGGCAUGAGGAGCACGGGUCUGUGGGGACCCAUCCAUGAGCUGGGUCACAACCAGCAGCAACAAGAGUGGGAGUUCCCACCACACACCACUGAGGCUACCUGCAACCUCUGGUCUGUCUAUGUGCAUGAAACGGUCCUGGGCAUCCCCAGGGCUAAGGCCCACCCUGCUCUGAGCCCUCCAGAACGAAAGCAGAGAAUCAUAACGCACCUGGGAAAGGGAGCGCCCCUGCAUGACUGGAAUGUGUGGACAGCUCUGGAAACAUACCUACAGCUCCAGGAGGCCUUUGGGUGGGAGCCAUUCACCCAGCUCUUUGCUGAGUACCAAACGCUUUCUGGCAUCCCCAAAGACAAGGAUGGCAAGAUGAAUCUGUGGGUGAAGAAGUUCUCUGAAAAGGUGCAGAAGAAUCUGGCUCCAUUCUUUGAGGCCUGGGGCUGGCCUGUCCAGAAGGAAGUGGCGAACAGCCUGGCCUGUUUGCCUGAGUGGCAGGAAAACCCCAUGCGGGUGUACAUGCAUCCUCAGAAGUAAACGAUGGCAGCAAGGUGGUGGGGGAGAGGCAGUUAAGUCAUAAGACAAAAUGAUACCAACGUUCUCAGGAAAAUGCCUUUGUUACUGUUCCCCUGUUUAUACUGUUGCUCUCACUGACUUGUUUCACCAUCCUAAUCCUCCAGCAGAGGAUCUUACAUCUGCCCAUUAAGGUCCUGCAGGCUCUCGGCUCCUACU